This is a messenger RNA of Paramuricea clavata, 3290 nucleotides long. The record is from the annotation of a GenBank genome assembly. Lineage: Eukaryota; Metazoa; Cnidaria; Anthozoa; Malacalcyonacea; Plexauridae.
AUGGACGCGUUUUAUGAAGAGAUUUCUUUGGCUGAAAAAAGUUAUCGCCAGCAUUUGGGAAAUGUUCAAGCUAUUAUUCACUUACUUGAUCCAAUACAGACGAUCAACAAUAGUCAAUCUGGUCAUCUCGAUGGAAAAAAUCACUCACUAUCGAAAUCGUACAAGUAAGUGAAAUUCAUAUUUGAAAAAAAGAUAGAAUGACUUAUAGUGCACAGCGUGAGCGAAUGACGUUAGCAUCUUAUACUAUCAAUUAUAAUCUUGGUUGGUGGCUAACUGGCUAUAGUCUCUUGUUUUUCCAAAAUAAUGCUCAAAGCACUAACAGUUUCACAUGGAAAAAACCCGCCAAGACAAUGUCUCGAAAAGUUAUACGUGCACGUGCUGGUUGUAAUAAUACUGUCGACUGACUGGCUAGGUUUCUGGUACUUUUGAGUUUUGGCGUUGAGUAUAUUAUUAUAUUAUUAUUAUAUGUUUGAAACUAUAAGAUAUUUGAGUCUUUUAAUAUGUUGUUCUAUCUGUCACUUUUGUCUGCCAAUGGUAUCGUAAGAAUGCGCUAGGAAAAGACCGAAAAGUGAUUAUACUGUUAUCAAUAAAGUAUGAAGUGGUCGGCAUGGUUAGAAAAGCACAACUGUUUCCUUCACACGAGCACAUCAAGAUUACAAGUUUUUUGUUUUGCCACCGGCACUCUCCAAUGUUUGGCCACUUUUAUGCUUUUCCGGUUUAUUUGUGCAAAUAACUACAUUUUUAAUCUUUUUCCCCACUUGGGCUUGGCCGUGUUGAGUUUAUCUAUUGGUCGAGUGUUGCAUGUCGAGAGUAAAAUGUCGAGUGUGAGGGUAAAAAGUCGAGGGUAAAAUGUCGAGGGUUCAUUAAUAAUUCACGAGGAAAAUACAAAAGAAAUGAAUGUUUAAUCAAUGUUUGUAAAUCGGAUAAAGAUUUGUCCUGAUUUACAUAAACUUCAGCUUUGAUUUUCUCUGCACAGACAUGUUUAUUUUUAAAAUUACUUCGCCAAUGAACUCAUCAGAAGGGUCAUCUUUUAAGUACGAUUCGCAUCCGAUCUGUAUCUGAUAUACAAACUCUCGCCUUCGGCUCGAGUUUGUAUAUCAGAUACAGAUCGGCUGCUCAUGUUUUAUCUAGUACUUAUAAUUAAUGCAGCCAAAUUACGGGUUCGACGGCUUUACGUCCUCAUGCACUUAGCAUGCAGCCGUGCAGGCAGCAAUAGUCGAUAUUUAACCCUCGACAUGUUACCCUCGACAUUUAGAAGUCGAUAUUUAACCCUUUACUUUUUACCCUCGACAUUUUACACUCGACCAAUAGAUAAACUCGGCCGUGUUUGUAGUCCCACAGCCGGAGUCAACCCAUUUCGCCUGAGGUCGAGGGCAAACAAUCCGGUUGCUGAGCAACUACGCCUGCAUAUCACCAUAUGUUUCUCGUCACGCAAUCUUCAGAAAUUCAAUUAAAAUUUAAAGUUUAGAGAUGGAAAAUGUAUUGAGUAAGAGCGUGGAUUGGGACAUAGGUGUACGGAUCCUGUUUCAAUUGGGGUGGGGUGGGGGCUGAGGUCUUUGGACCGAAAAUUUUCCGCGAAAAUCCAACCCAAAAUCGUUUCCUAAAAAUGUUGGUGAGCGGGGGACGGCAAGUCAUCGAAAAUUUUUUUUCCCGACAUACAAAUUAACAACAAUUAACCUUGUAAAUUUUUUUCGGACACAACAAUUUGCAACAAUUAAUUAAGCAUGUAAAAUUUUUCCGGACAUAACUUUUUCCUUCAUAUUAUAAAACUUUUUCGCAAAUAAUAUUUUUCAGUUCAUAAUAUAAAAUGUUUCCCAAUAGUUUUCCUCACUAUUGAAUUUUAUCAUUGUCUGUGGCCGGAAAACGGAAAACGAUUGCCCGAAAAAAUAGCGAUUUCCGAAUUUAUCACGCCGUGCGUCAAUUUUGGAGCCCAGCGCCUGUGCAUGGUAGAAAACUUGUUCGUACAAAAAUAUCUCGAAUGUAGAGUUCAGAACUUUGCUUGAUUGCAAACUUCCAGGAGAUGCCGGAACCAAUGGUGCAGCGAUGUUUUAAAGUCAUAUAAUGUCACAUGUAUUGCCUUUGUGUAAUUAGUAUUCAUACGUCACAGGUGCGUACUGUAUCACUGCGCACGGUGUUUUAAAUCUGCGAACAAAGCGUAAAACACCGUGCGCACUGCACGUACCAUAGCACCUAUGACGUAUGAAUACUCAUUACACAAAGGCAAUACUUAUGGCGUCAUAUGACUUUAAAACACUUAGUACACACCUGUGACGCAUGAAUACUAAUCGCACAUACCUAUGACGACAUAUAGCGGGAAAGUUUUGCUGAUGUAAUUUGGCGGUAAACUUACGCUGGAUGAGGGAUAAAAUACUAUUAAUGUAAAAACAAUUGUAAAAUUUCUCUUAAACUAUUCAAUAUUAAUUUUUACUUAUUAUUAGGUUGUGGCUAGCCAAACAUCACCCUGACAAAGCAAAAGCCAAAGGCGAAGCUGGUUUGGAAGAAACCGACUUUAUAAAAGAGUACGGAAAUAUUUUGCUUAAAACGAACAAUGUAAGAAUUAGUAUCCUAUUAUUAAUACCAACGAAAAAAUACAAUAUGUUAAGAUAAGAUAAUUUAAAUUAACACACCAUAUAUUGAUUUUUUAUAUUAUUUGUCUUAUAUGGACUAUUUUUCUUUUUUGGGUGUGCAGAAUGCUGCUGUAUGUGAUUUGUUUGCUAAACUUCACGAAUUAGGUAGUCAUUCCAUUAUUGCCCAAGUAGAAGCUCAAGAACUUGACUAGGUACAAGAAUAGCAUAAAGAACGCAUUAAGAGCUGUUAGACAAUACAACGAUGAAUGUGACGUUGGAUGUUUGAAAGAAGGGGAAAUCAUUGAUCAGCAAACGUACAGCAGAGAUUUUCCAUCUACUGGAUCUGUUUUCGAUUUUGGUGUUAGAAAAAAUUUAGCAAAUCCUAAAAUUGAUCAGUUAUCAUCAAUUUUGAAAAAACGAGAAGAGAAGAAUAUUCCCCUGGUUGUAACAAGAGUUAAAUGGAACGAUGAAAAAAGCAAUUGUAGUUUAGUCGGUGAUUAUAGAGUGUUGUGUUAUAUACCAGAGCAAGAUUGCAUCGAGAUCCAGCUUAUGUCUCCUGUAGAUGACCUGGGGUCCAAAUGCAAGAUCUCUUCUGUUGUUAUUGAUGCAUUUGAAAAAUUAUUGGAAUUACUGAGAUCGUGUGUGGUGUUCCUUAAAAAGAAGAGGGAUUUAGAAGAGCAAAAUUGCCAUAGGUAUAAGUCACUGGGUUUUUUCCAAUAUUAA